UUGUUCCGACAUUGGGGGGAUGUUGUUCGGAUAGUUGUUCGAUUUUUGGGUUGCAGUCUUGGCCUGCGACGUAUCGGUCGCCCGUUUCGGUUGCGCCGUUUUUGCCUGCGCCGUUUUGGGCUGUAUCCCCUCACAAAUUGAUGCAAAUAUUUUUGAUACGUUUAACACCAUAUUUUUCUUACAAUUAGUUUUAUAACCUCUUUGUCUAAUUUGUAGUUAAAUUAAUGUUUUAGUUGAUAACUGAGAACUUACUUCAACUCUUUUUCUAAUUAUUUAAAACAUCAACUCAACUAAAUGGUUUCUAAGAGGAACAAUAGAACUCAAAUGUGCCUGACAGCUGAUGAACGAUAUGACCAACAAAAUUCUCUCCAACGACACACUUCGAAUGAUACGAGUACUAAAAGAAUUAAUGGGAACUCAGGAAGAACAAGUUCUUCGUCUUCCUCUGAGCAUUUUUGCAUGGAUGAGAGUGCUGGAACAAGUUCUGCCAGCAGCGCUUCUACUAACAACAAUAACUUGGUUGUGGCAGUAAAUGAACAUGGACAGCUAGUUUGUGCCAAUUAUUUUACCCAAGUGCCUGUUCUUUCACGCUCUCGUCCUUGCUGGGCAAGACUAAAAUAUCAGCCAACAAUUGAAAGUCUUCACGAUGAAAUUAUGGACCUAUAUAAUUGGCUAAAACCUACAGCAGAAGAGAUUUGGUCCCGUCGUUUGCUUUUUAAUAGAACAAGUGAUAUAAUUAAAGGGAUUUGGCCUGACUCUAAUGUACAAAUGUUUGGAAGUGUUGCAACAAAUUCCUUUCUCCCUUCAUCAGAUAUUGAUAUAUGUGUUAGGACUACAAACUCAAUUCAAAUACCAGAAGACCUUCAUAAAGUAGCAGAUGUUUUAAAGGGAUUCCACUUCGAGAAUAUUCAUGUUUUGGACAAAACUGCCUUUCCUCUUGUCAAAUGUACUGAUCAGCUAACACAACUAAAUAUUGAUAUUAAUUUUAACAUUGGUGGGCGUAUUGAUAAAACUGUUCGCUGGAUUCGAGACAAACUAGAUUUUAUGCCUCAUAUGGAACCCUUAUUGCUUGUUUUGAAGCUUUUCCUUGCACAGCGUGGUCUUAAUAAUCCAUAUACGGGUGGAUUACCGUCAUAUGCUCUUGUUGUUAUGCUGGUUCAUUAUUUGGAGUACAUUCGUUUAAAAAACAAAUCAGAUGCUGCUCAUAAAGAUUCCUAUGACUACAUGACCCUAAUUGGAAGGAAACCGUUAGGCCUUUUACUUCACUAUUUCUUCUUCUACUUUUAUUGUUUUGAUUAUUCUGAAUUGGGCAUAAAAGUUCGAAAUCGUCUGUCGGCUUCGUUAGUUUUGCAUAAGAAGGAAUUGAUUGAAGAACUUGGCGAAGAAAUUUUUUACUCGAGUCCAGUCUUCAUUUGCGAUCCUUGUGAAAGAGGCAACAAUCUUGGUCGCUCAGCUCAUAAUAUUUUGGUAAUUUUUUGUUCUCUUUUCUAUAAUUUCCUUUUAAAGACGAUCCGGCAAGCCUUUUAUGACGCUUUUAGAACAAUUGGUACAACAUUCAACCAUUGUAGUCAACUCUCUCCUUAUUUAAAAAAUUUAUAUUGUGGUCCAUUAUUGACGUUGCUUAUCACUGAUGAACUUCUAAGUGGACGAAAACGCAAUAUUCACAGGUUGAGAGAAUUGCUUUCUGGUUCUUGCCGCGGUCAUCAAAAUUCUAUUUUGUCAUUAGAUAGCAAUAAAAACGUAGUUGAAACAACUAACAAUAAACAUGAAGAAAAGAAGGAGAAACAAGAUUGACAAUGCUCAAUUUUGCUAAAAAUAUUUAAAGGCGGGCAACAAAUACUUAAAAAUCAUGUGCUAAAAUCCCGUAUAGGAAUAAUCCCAUAACAUUAUCUUUUUUGUUUAUUCUGUAUCUCAUGAGCAUAUAUCCUCCUUUAACUUUUCCAAUUCUUGUUUUCAGGUGUCAUUGCCACAUGUUUAUAGUUUAGUUAGUCUUAGGUUAUCAGAACAUUUUUUCUGUUACCAUUUAUAUUUCCCGCUAAUCAAGCAAUCUUGGAGAAUAUUUAACCAAAAAGAUGAGAAAAAAUAUAUAUCUAAUGAAAAUCAAAUUAAUUCUCUAGGAUUGUGUUUUGCAUUUGUUUUCAUUUGUUUUUUAUCUUUCUCCAUGCCUUUCAUUUUCUCAGUACUAUAUGCACAUAUAACUUUGAAAGAUCUUGAUUAUUCUCACCGAAAAGGGUAUCCGUUUUUCUCCAACAAUUAAUUUUUGGUUCUUUAUAAAACAACGAUGAGAUGAAUUGUUUAAAUGAGAAAAACAAAAAAAAGAAUCAUCAUCGCAAUUUAAAAAUUUACAAUCAAUUAUUGAAAACGAGUAAAUAGAUA
Meloidogyne enterolobii is the source of this 2376-nucleotide messenger RNA. NCBI's taxonomy places the organism in Eukaryota, Metazoa, Nematoda, Chromadorea, Rhabditida, Meloidogynidae. The record is from the annotation of a GenBank genome assembly.